Molecule: messenger RNA, 5222 nt
Organism: Fukomys damarensis (Damara mole-rat)
Lineage: Eukaryota; Metazoa; Chordata; Mammalia; Rodentia; Bathyergidae
Gene: Cd84
Product: CD84 molecule
Exons: 8
Coding region: 35-1081 (348 amino acids)
Biological process (GO): T cell activation; regulation of macrophage activation; positive regulation of tumor necrosis factor production
Cellular component (GO): external side of plasma membrane
Source: RefSeq, a predicted model, not a curated record
GCUUUGUCUACAGAAGAUCAGACGCUGGACGAAAAUGGCUCAGCACCACCUGCGUUUCUUGCUCCUGUGCCUGCAAACCUGGCUGACAGCAACUGGGAAGGAUGCAGACUUGUUCAUGAAUGGGAUUCUUGGGGAGUCAGUUGCUUUUCCCUUAAAUAUCCAAAACUCAAAGGAAGUUCAGUCCAUUGCUUGGACUUCUGAGUCAUCUGUUGCUGUCAUUACACCAGGAGACUCAGGAAAAGCACCCACCAUUAUUGUGACUCACAAUAAUUAUAAAGGACGAAUAAAAGUCAUACAAAAGAACUACGACCUGGUCAUUAGUGACCUGAAAAUGGAAGAUGCAGGAAAAUACAAAGCAGACAUCACUAUCAACAGCACCACCACAAAGAUCUACUACCUUCAUGUCUUCCGUCGGCUUGGGAAGCCAAAAAUUACACAGAGUUUAAUGACAUCUAUGAAUGGUACCUGUAAUGUCACACUGACAUGCUCUGUGGAGAAAGAAGAAAAGAAUGUGUCAUACAGCUGGAAUUCCCUAGAAACAGAAAGCAAUGUCCUUCAAGUCAUCCAGACCCCUGGGAACCAAGGGCUGAAUUACACAUGUACAGCCCAGAACCCUGUCAGCAACAAUUCCAGCUCUAUUUCUUCCCAGCAGCUCUGUGCAGACAUCACAACAGACUCCCAUACUCACCACACCGGGUUGCUGAGUGGGCUGGCCAUAAUCUUUUUGGCUGUUCUCAUUCUACCGGCAGUGUUACUAUGCCAUCUGCGCAAGAGAAAGCAAGAUGCUGCCUCAGAGAACAUAAUAUACACAUGUGCCAAGGUCUCAAAAGACACCCAGCCAGCAGAGGCCAAGAUCUAUGAUGAAAUCUCCCAGUCCAAGGUGUCACCCUCCAAGGAUGAGUCAUUGAAAACAAUUUAUUCAACAGUGCAGUACCCUGCUGGGAUCUGCAUCAAGCCAUGGCACAUCAGCUGGGAUCUUCUGCUCACACUCACCAUAUUUGAGGACCCCUGGUAUUUGGCCUCCACUAUCCUUACGGCAACUUGCAGAUGCAGUCGCUUAUUCACAGGCAUGGAGUGGUGAGUGAUGAGCAGCCCAUUCCCAUUCCUUUUCCCAGGAACCUUUGUGCAUGGCACAACUGACUCAACCAGCCCAAACAUAGAUGACCACGAUAUGUGGGAUGCUGUCAGGGCUUGGCCAUGCAGAGAUGCUCUCCAAACAGAACAUUAGAAAAUACUCUUACUGGCCAAGCUUCCCUUCUGUGCCCUUCCAAGUAGCUUCAACGAGAACAUGCCAUGCCCAGGACUCCCAGUCUCCAAAAGCAAUUGAGCAACUAUUUUUCUGCCACUUUGAGGAACUGGUUGUAACCCAGCCAUCAAAACAAGAGACCUUAAAGAAAGCAGAGUUAUCUGCAAGAGGGAACUUGAGAAAUGAUGAUGCAGGAGAUGAAAGUGGGUCCCCAUCAGUUCCUAAGGCUCAGAUCAGAGAGGCAUGAGCUUCAAGCUAAGGCUGAGUGUGCUCCCCCCACCAGCCCCUAGACACACACACACACGCACACACACACACACACACAAACUGGCUAGUCAUAAGGCAGAAUCACCCAAAACUGAGCAAGACUAUCUUGUGAUCAUUUGAGGAAACGUUGGCCUUUUACGUUAGCAACCCUAACCAGCUAAAUUCUAGUCUGGGCAGCUUUUGCAUUUGGCAGAAUAAGGUUGUCAGUCCCAUAAAUGGAUCCGUAGCCUCUUCUAGCACUAAUUACCAUUGGUAGAGCUGCAAGGCCCCAGGCAGUGGUGGCAACUCUGUGGCACGCAUGCUGCACAGGGCUCUUUGUAUCACUGGAAGCCCUAAAAGAUUCGCUAUCACUACCCCAGGGUAUAAGUUAGGCACUGGUCCCUUUCCUGAUCUAGCUGACAGGCAGUUCCAACACAAACACGAUGGUUAAGUGAUGAACUGUGACUGCAAGUUGGCAUAACCUGGAACAGAUGAGAAAAGACCUAACAGUUGGUAGAGCUAAAGGUGGUCCUCAAAGAAUGGGAAGGAUGGGAUGAAGGAGGAAAACAGAUGGCCUCCAAGCAAGGAACACGUGAAAAAUAGAAGCCUGGAUCUGUGGGGGGGGGGUAUUCCAAAUCUACUCACAGCCCCAGAGUCUCUUGCCUGUGUGUAACUGGGUACCUCUGCCAGACUGUGUGCCCACCCAGUCCAAUUAUCUGUCUCUCACUAUCCACCUCAAACAGCUCCUCUUCUACGAAGCGUCCCUGGGUGUCACCAGUUAAAAUUAACCACAGCUGUUUUUGCACUUCUUUUCUUCUCUUUUGUUUUUUCUAUCAUUUUAACUCAUUCUGUUCUGACUUAAACAGCAAAAAUAAUCAUACACUACCUAAGUAUGGAUCAUACACUACCUAAGGACAAGACCCAUGGCUUUUACUCAUUGCUUUAUUUUCCUUUGCGCCCACCACCAUCCAACUUACUGCCUUGUAUCCUGUAUGUUGGCAAUAAAUGCUGAUGACUAGAAAUGAAAACGACCUUUCAGCUCAAAUAGAAGGGAUGCAUUAGAAGCAGAGGAAGAAGCCAAUAAGCAUAGUGGAACCAAAGAACAGCAAGCAUUAAACACAAGGAUGUAGGCAUCAGAAGUGGCCAGAGUGGAAGAGCAUUUUUCAGAAUUAGACCACCCAAGGGGUCAGGCGAAGCACUGAGCCAGCAGAAGGAAGCGAUGUCCCAAGGAGAGACAGAAGGAAAGGUACAGACCUGGUCACGAAGGAUGGAGAGAGAUGUUUCAAAGUGACACAGAACAGGAUGAAAUAAAGUAUUUCCUCACCCUGCAGAUGAACUGAACACCCUUUACCUGAACCUUCCCCUUUCUGGCCCCUGAUGUGCUCACUCAGUUAAAUUCCUAGUGUCCUAAUGCUCUGUAAACAAAAACAGGAAGAAAAAAAAAUCAGAAACUAGAGCUCUUUAAACAGAAGAGCAAACUUAGGAAGAAGUCAGUACCCUGGAAUUCCUAUAGUAGCCUUUGGGCUCAGGACCACGCUGCCCUUGUCUCUUCUAUGAAUGUCCUCUAACUUAAUGCAGACAUAAACUACUCACACCUCUCCUUAGAGCUGUUUUCAGAUUCUCCUUCUGCAAAGGGGGUGUGAUCUGUUUCUCUUUACAACGUUGCAAGUGAGCUAGACUGUGACCAACAGUUCUUUUAAAAUCAAAGUAUUUUUCUUUUUCUUUUUCUUUUUUUCAAAGUAUUUUUCCACGGAACAGGAUCUUGCGACAGACUGAGAUGUUCCGGUUUUGUAAAACAUGUAUCAAAAUUGAAGUCUUGGGGGCAGACAGGGCCCUCUAGUGGAAAGUGCUGGCAAACCAGGACAGAAGUGCCUGCAGACAUUGGGGCAUCUCAUACGCCCUAGAAGAAAAUGAAGCUCGUUAAAAAUAUUAUUUUUUAAAAUCUGCAGAACAGUCUAAACUACACAAGUGAAUAAUUUGACCAAGCAACCUUAGACAUCGGAAUGAACAGGAAAAUCCUGGCUAGCCUGGGCUAUGUCUUCACAAAGCAGGUCUUAGGUCUACCUGGAGAAGAAAAAAAAAUGGCUGAGCUAUAUUUUCUUCUAGAUCUGUUCAUUUUCUCCUGUUUCACUUUUCCCUGGAUUCCCUUUCACUUGUAUAUUUGUCUCACGAAUAACUAGUAACAGCCUCUACUGGUUGUAAAAUGAAGCUUGCAAAAAAAAAAAAAGUAUGAAGUAUAACAAGCAGAAACGUGGGUUUCUUAGUUACGUGACCUUGGGCACAUCUUAAGAAGGGAAUAGGUAAUAAUUUCUGUGUUGUAGGGUUGGUGUGGGUGUAAAAUAAAAUGUUAUUGCAAGAAUAUACCUGCUCAUGAUAAAGUUUUGGAUCCUUUUAAGUUGUUCUUACAAGCCUGGAACCUUCAUAAAAUGCUAAUCCUAACUUACAAAAGAAGCUUCUUCCAACAGAAAUGCAGCUGAUAUUAUGUUAAAUCAAUAGUAUAUACCACACUUUUAACUCCCAGUCAUGCAGCCUCUCAUGUUUUGUUACACACAUUGUCUGUUCCUUCUGAUAUCUCCACACCAUGCUGAUUACACCCAUCUCCUGAUGGAGAGGACAGGGGGUGGUGUCAACGCUGAGCAUGGACAGGAAGGGCCUUGAGGACAGGGAGCCUGUAACAAUGCAUUGAGGGCUUACUUUGUCCCAGCUGCUGCACUCGAUGCUUUGAACGUUUUUGUCCACAGAGCAGCCCUUUAAAAUGAAAAUUAAUUUUAGUUUGCAUUAGGCUUAGGGGCUAACUGCCUUAGCAAAUUCAGAAAGCUGGGAAGAUAGGAUGUGGACAUAAUAAUUGGUGCACUUGUGUUCUGCCACACUGCCUCCUUUUCCCUCCUGUGGAUUCACAGCACCUGGCACUCUGCUUGACGCAUAACAGGUGCAUCACAAAUACCUUUUGAAUGAAUAAUUGAAUAUACUAGUAUUUUAAAACUACUCAGUAUAGCUCAAAGUACAUUCACACAUUAAUUCCAUUGUCAUCUGGAUAGCCCCUCAACUUUCCUGUUGGAAUUGAACAUGAAAUUAAAGACCCUUUUAUGUUUCUCAGGGGAAUACGAUUUAGGAGAUAGGGAGUGGCCAAGCCGGUGGGGUGGGGGUGAAUGGGACCUGUCAAUUACAAGAUCCCAGGACAGGACAACACAAAGACCCCCGUAUGUAGAACUUCCCAGGAGCAUCCGCAAGAUAUGGACAGCAUAAAAGAAGACUGGCCAUCCCGGAAAGCUACUAGUUUGAAUUCCCAAGAUGGCCUGUACACAUUUCACAGAGAAGGAGUGUUGUUUUAUUUUUGCUUUUACUCUCUUUUUCUCUUUGUUUGACACAGUUUGCUCUGCAUAAUUGGUUUUCUCUAUAUCCAUUCACCCUAUACUUUUCAAAUAAAUUUUUGGCAUUGUUAAAAACAUAAAAUAAAAUAGAGAAGCUUGGAUAGAGCUUUCUGCAUCUGGCUAGAGUUGGUUUAAUAGCCUACAAGGGAUCCAAGUCAUACACACGUCUCAUGAAUUAUUACAAAAGGAGAGAAAUGUUGAACGUUUCCACUCCUAAUAUCAUAAUGAUAACAGGAACAGAAAAAGUAUUUGGGAGAUUGCAUGGAAUUAUUUACUGGUUGGUAAAAUAAUAAAUAGCUGUAUACAUUUUCAUUUUACCGAGUUCCCAUCCAGGUGUAAGGAGUCCUUGUGGUUUGUCA